Molecule: messenger RNA, 1168 nt
Organism: Drosophila miranda
Lineage: Eukaryota; Metazoa; Arthropoda; Insecta; Diptera; Drosophilidae
Product: rho GTPase-activating protein 19-like
Exons: 4
Coding region: 66-956 (296 amino acids)
Biological process (GO): signal transduction; regulation of small GTPase mediated signal transduction
Cellular component (GO): cytoplasm
Molecular function (GO): GTPase activator activity
Source: RefSeq, a predicted model, not a curated record
GCAGUAAGUCGGCGGGCAACAGUCCCACUGAAACGCUGCAGCAUCAAAUUGAUGCAGGCUUUCUGAUGCACCUGGAGGAGCUCAAAGAGUUUCUUAUGCUGGAGAAGAAUCUCACCCAGGAGGGACUAUUUCGCACGACAGGAGCCGUUUCCAGGCAGAACGAGCUACGAAUGCACAUACAGCACGACCAGCCCUUGGAUUUGGAACUGACAGGAUUCUCGGCUCACGACUGUGCCACUGUUUUUAAGAGCUUUCUGGCCGAGCUGCCAGAGCCUUUGCUUACAGACGCCCACUCUCCAGCACAUCUUCAGAUAGCGCCGCUUAGCCAGGCAUUAAUGGGGGGUCAGGUGGCGGCUACCGCAGAGCGCCAACAACAUCUUCUCAACUCGGUGCAGCUGCUCCUUCUCCUGCUCCCCGAAGAGCAUCGCGAGUUACUGCAGCACAUUAUUAAAAUGCUCCAUUCGGUGGCAGCGCGUGAGGAGAGCAACAAGAUGUCCGCGGAGAAUUUGGCCAUCUUGUAUACGCCGCACCUGAUUUGCCCCAGGCAAAUGCCGCCUGAGGCGCUCCACUAUACGGCGAAGAAGAUGUCCAGCAUUGGGUCCUACAUGAUUCAGCAGGGUCUGGAAAUCUUCGAAGUUCCCGGAAAGCUAGCCACCGAUAUUCGGGCGUACUUUCUUGAGCGCAAACGCAAAAAAACCAUGUCACCGGAGCAAACCCUUGAAGAAUCCAUCUCGGACGACUCGACGGUCAACACGGUGUACACUUUUGUAGAUCGUGCCGCCACGGCAGCGGCAAACAACAGCAAUUACACGGACACUGCACUGGCGCAGCUGUACGCGCACAUUCAGAGCCUUCCGGAGUCCUCCAAGAAGCGUCGCCUCAUCAAGCAGUUUAACAAGCAAAACGGACAAGGCACACCGCUGCAGGUCAUCGCGAGGAGCUCCAGCGUGCCAUAAGGGAGCAUCACGAGAAGCAUGAUGCCAAAAUGAUGCGCGCCAUGGAGGAGGCAGAGCGUAAGAAGUAGAAAUCCAUAUGGAUCACUGCACCCAGCCGUUUCGUUAUAUAACACCAUUUCGAUCAUCCUGCAGCUAUGCCAUAAAUGCGGCUAAACUGAAACUGUAAACACUUUUGUAUGCGACGUAAUAAAGACUUGAAUGUACCCAAAGCA